UUUUUGCAAGUUUGGAUGUUUUAUUAUCAAUUAUUACAAACAAACGUACAAGUGGUGUGCGGUGCAAAAGCGCAAAUUUUCCCCCGCAAAAACGAAAACGCUCGCGAAUUGUGCGGUUUUGAAAAUAUACGAUAAAUAAAUCACUUAAUUAGCGUUCCGCGCCGAUUGUGAUCGGUUACCGUCGGUGUGGAAGUGAAGUGUGCUUUUUUCGGGGAAUUCCACUACUAACGUGUGUAGAGUUUCAUUGCCAUUUUUUUCACUCAACAAAUCCCCAAAUGCAAAAUGUCUCCAUUGUUGUGACACUCUUCUCACCGAAUGACGUUCAAGGUGUCCAAAUUUUGAAACCGCCGCCUGUCAAAGUUCGCGGGACGUAGGUUAACGCCCUACACAAUGCUGCAGAAAUGACGAGUGUCAAGUGUCAAACAGAAUAACCACAAAUCUACGGCCGAAAUAGGUAAUCAUCACUCGACAACGACGACGCCCCCUUGCCUAAAAAACCCCGGUGUUAUAAAAUGAUUUGAAAGCGGAAUAUCGACAAGAAAAAAAAUCAGUGACCAACCCCUUGUCUUGUGUUGUGUUGUCAACCCCAAAACCACGUGAGUGUGUCACCACCGUCUCUGAUCUCAAAACGAAAGCCCUCAUCCUUCUAGUUAGAAGUGAGCCUCCUUUGUGUAUAAAAAUCCUGGCAAGAAGCAGAAUGUGCUAAUAGAUAUCACAUAAUCGCUUCUACGCGGAUCACCCCCAAUUUCAAAAUAAAAAGCGAAAUCCAACGUCAAAACUGUCAAACCGGACAAUAAUCAACGAAGCGAAAAGGAGCGAGUGAGCGACAUAACCCCGGAACAAAGAACAUCAACCAUCGCCAAUCUCAGACAACGAAUCGGAAACUCAUCGAACCAACGAACGCGCUGAACACCAAUCAAUAUCGGAAGAGGGUCAAUUGAUCUGUGCAGUAUAUUAGUAGAACAUCAACCGUCAAUAGAAGGAAGAGGAGCGGAACACUCAAACAAAAUUCAAAACAAAAUGAUGGAUCGGAUACCGUCGCUGUCGAUUCCGGGCUUAUCGCUGUCCCAUCCGCUUUCGCUUUCGUCGUCCUCGUCCCAGAACCUGGUGAAUCAAUCAUCGGCCCUGAACACGCUCAAUUUGCACUCGCAGAAUUUGCAUGCGGCGUCAUCUGUCAAUGCACUGCACAGUUCCCAGGGUGUGGGAAGUGGGAUCAGUGGUGGAGUGAUGGGAUCAACGGUUUCCGCCGCACAGGCAGCGGUGGCCAAUCUGCACCAGAACGUGGGCGGACUGCUGAACGGGGCGACCAACGGCAACAGUUCUCCCUACUAUUACAGCCUCCUCGGUCAGACCAUGAUGAAGAAACCGGCAGAGGAACACAUCAAACGGCCAAUGAACGCCUUCAUGGUUUGGUCCAGGUUGCAGCGACGGAAAAUCGCCCAGGACAACCCCAAAAUGCACAACUCGGAGAUUUCCAAACGACUUGGUGCCGAGUGGAAGUUGCUGACCGAAGACGAGAAGCGGCCAUUCAUCGACGAGGCCAAACGGUUGCGGGCGCUGCACAUGAAGGAACAUCCGGACUACAAGUACCGGCCCCGGAGGAAACCGAAACCGAUCCGGCGGGAUGGCUAUCCGUAUCCGAUGACCUAUCCGUCGGUGCCGGUGGAUGCGCUGCGAGCAGGAAUCACACCCAGCUACUUCGCACCCGGUGCACCCUAUCACUUAGGAAGCCAUUUGUCACAAACUAGUCCUCCCACGACUCAGUCUUCGAUAACAUCCCAGAUGGACGUCUCAAAGUUCGCCCUGGAUCGUAGCGCCUAUCUCAACACAGCAGCAGCCGGAGCUUUGUAUGACACCACAAAGUCUCAAACGAAUCCGUACAGCGCCUAUCUGGAUCCGACGUCGGUUCUCACGAAGGCUUAUUUCGAUUCGAAAAUGUAUCAGGAUCGGGCAACGGCUGCGGCUAAUUAUGCUUUUGACAUCUCGAAAAUCUACGGAUCUUCAGCCCAACAGCAGCAAGGAUCUUCUCAAAGUCAGCAUCAACAGCAGCAUUCCCUGCACCAUCAACAGCACCAGAUGAAUGGCGACGAACGGGAAUCGACUCCGCAGCUCAAUGACGUCAACGUAGACAUCAAACCACAGCUAGGAGAACCCGUAGACAGUUCACCCUUGCAUAGCAACAGCUACGGAGGAAACAGUCUUCUCGGAGGAGGAAACGCUGCCGGACUCUACCAGUACGCUGGAGCUGGCCAAGCGGGAGGAGCCGGAGGAGUUGGCAGUUCCGGAAGUGGAUCCGGUGCAGGCGAUUUCCGACGACCGCUCACUGUCAUAUUCUGACCAAAUUCGGAAGUCAUGAACGAUCGGGACUAUUGAAAGUAAAACAAUGAAUGGGCGCAGUUUUGCUCGCCAAGACACGCCCACUAUUGACAUCAACGAUAGGAUUAAUUAUACAUGUAGAAAAUCUUGAAUUUCGAGCACCCCUCAUAGAAACCCUUCCCGAAUUGGAAACGAGCCUUCGAUAGGACACUUUCCGUAUAACAGUUGAAAUCAAAUAACCAAACUUUCGAACCUCGAAGAAAUCAUUAUCCUUGUAGCGAAGACGCCAACCAUUUUAAAAUUAUCCAUUCAGUAGCAUACAACACAAGUUAGACCAGUGAAGCAUCUUUCGUGCAAGUGUUCUAAGGUAUGGAUUUCUCAAACCAACAAGUGUACAUUGAAAAAAUUUAAAUUAUUACUCAUAAAAUAGUUCUUUAAGCAUAAAACACCUAUUCUCAAAAACACAAUGAUUAACACAUUACCUUACCCAAGUAAGCACUCUCUCUAUAGAAAUUUGCAAUUUGUAAACAUGUUUUAACUUAAAAAUUAAACCUUAAGAAAAUUGUACGUACUCAUUCGUGAUGAAUUAAAAGCGAAUUUAUCACCAAUCAUGAAAACCAUUAUUUAGCGUAGCCUAAGGACAUCGAUCCAUUAUAUUAUUGAUAUUAAAACAAAACAAAAAUCUACGAAAAGUAUUUGAAUACAUUGUUGAAUUAUUGUAUUGGCACUUAUCGCUGAAGGAAAAAGCGAAGCUGAAAAAUUAAGAUAGCAAAAUUACAAAACAUGGAAAAAGAAGUAUCACAAAAAUUAUAAACCGUGAAUUUACUCACAUGAUGUCACAGGGAUAAAAUCAAGAAACCACACAAACGAACAUUGAUCAAUUGAUGAAUCGAAAAUAAAUUUGAAUAAAUACCGAGUUAGU
Uranotaenia lowii is the source of this 3238-nucleotide messenger RNA. It is a transcript of the gene Sox21b, whose product is annotated as SOX domain-containing protein dichaete. The record is from RefSeq and is a predicted model, not a curated record. Gene Ontology annotation, biological process: regulation of DNA-templated transcription; cell differentiation; anatomical structure morphogenesis. The transcript is spliced from 7 exons. NCBI's taxonomy places the organism in Eukaryota, Metazoa, Arthropoda, Insecta, Diptera, Culicidae. Bases 1021 to 2337 code for a protein of 438 amino acids. Gene Ontology annotation, molecular function: DNA-binding transcription factor activity, RNA polymerase II-specific; RNA polymerase II cis-regulatory region sequence-specific DNA binding.